This is a messenger RNA of Paramecium sonneborni, 287 nucleotides long. The record is from the annotation of a GenBank genome assembly. NCBI's taxonomy places the organism in Eukaryota, Ciliophora, Oligohymenophorea, Peniculida, Parameciidae.
AUGGAGGUAUAAUUCAUUUACUAUUUUAGGAACUGAGCUUCAUAAAAGAAUGGUUUUAAAAUUCUAAAGGCUUUCUAUAUAAAGGAUAUUCAAAAAUUACAUAUUAUAAUGCUAAUACAGACUAAUUGCAAUAUACAUUUUAUUUUGAAUUUUCUAUGAUUAUUAAUAGAGAGAGUGAAGGAUUUACUGCUUUUAAACCAUUAAGUAGUAAAGCAACCUCUACUUGUAAUCCAAAUAAAGAAUGUGUUACUUAAGAUGAUACUAUAUCUACAACAUAAUCAGGAUGA